Messenger RNA from Fraxinus pennsylvanica, 1806 nucleotides. NCBI's taxonomy places the organism in Eukaryota, Viridiplantae, Streptophyta, Magnoliopsida, Lamiales, Oleaceae. The record is from the annotation of a GenBank genome assembly.
AUGGAUUCUCCGCCGGAAAACGAAUCAGUACCGGCGAACAGCGUCAAAACUCUAGUAUCAUUCUCCUCUAACUACCUCUAUAACCGUUUUCUCACUUUUUUCCGAACUUCAAUGAACCCCAACAAUUUCAUCUCAAAAAUCUUUAGCAUCUACAGCUCCAAAAAACGACGUCGCAGGAAGACUUGUCUCCCCCUUCCCUUGCCCCCCGCCACCACUACUGUUUCGCAUGAUCAACCUUCUGUGAUGACAUCUGAGGGGCAUAGAAUAUUUGAAGCAUUAGAGGAUAUCAUGGAGCAUGCACUUCAAAAUUUGCACAACAUCCAAAAGAAUUUACAGUUUUGGCAAUCUAGAGCUGAGGGUUCGAAUGCCCAAAAAGCAUACUUCAUGCUAUGUGAAAGAGGGCCAUAUGCAUUUUUCAGUGGUACAACUCAAUUGAUACAUGAUUAUCUUGCUGAAGGUUCUGGCAUGCAGCGUGUCUACUGUUCGGCAUCUUCACAUAUAUCUGAAAGGAUUAAUGCCUUGACCAGUUUAAGAUACUUUUUGGCUACUUUUUUGGCAGAGGUAUAUGUGGAGGUUGACAGAGUUGGAGAGGAUUUAGUUAAGGAUUUGGAGAGAUCGUUGCCCUCCUUCUUAGUUUCAAUCAACGAGCUAUUUAUGAAAUUGGAGGCAUCCAUUGGGCAUUUCCACGCAAAUCGUCAGAGUGGCUCCUCUGUGGAUGGAAGCUAUUCAUUUCCUCUAAUAUUUGCAAAACUUUCGGAAGUAAACCAGGAAGGUUCUCAGUGGACAGAUUGUGAGAUCAGAGAUGCUAUCAAUUUGAUCUCUCAAAACCUACACAGAUUGGACUCUUAUUUAUCUAUGCUUGUUUCCAAACAUCGUAAGCCAAGGACAGUGACUUUAUACUGGAUGCGCUAUAGCUGUGGCGUUGUUGGCAUUUCUGUUUGUUCAAUAUGGCUUCUUCGUCAUAGUAAGUUGACAGGAAGCUCUGAUAUUGACAAUUGGAUUCGUGAGGCAAAGGAUUCAACAAUUAGCUUUUGGAAUGAUCAUGUAGAGCAGCCUCUUCUGUCUAUAAGGAAUGAGCUUUUUGAGACUUUUCGGAAAAGGCAAAAAGGUGGAAUGGAACGUGAAGAAGUGCAGUUGACCGCUGACUCUCUACACAGAAUGUUACUAGCUUUUAGUGAGCAGACAGUAGGUAAAAAAUUUCCAGAGAAUGCUUCUGACCAAGAAAUGCUUGAGAUUGUAAUGCUCAGGUACGAAAAAGAACUUAUGCAUCCCAUACAGGGUCUUAUGGGUGGAGAGCUUGCUCGCAGUCUUCUUAUCCAGGUUCAGAAGCUAAAAUUGGAUAUUGAAGAAGCAAUGCUUGAGCUGGACCAAAUUCUGAGGGCCAACGAAAUUAACUUUGCUAUUCUAGCUGCUUUGCCAGCUUUCUUUCUCUCCCUUCUUCUAGCCAUGUUGGUGCGUGCCUGGUUGAAACAGGAUACCAGAGCUGAAGGUAGAGGAAGAAUAGCUAGGAUUCAGAGAAGGCUGCUGCUAGUGGAAAUUGAAAGAGCUAUUAUGCAGUUUCGAACUUACGAAGACCAUGGAUUGGAUAAAGAUGCUCAAUGCAUGUUUGGUCUGGAAUUAUACUUUCUUGAUUGCUUACACUGUGCUGUGGAAGGGCAUGCAAAGGCAACGGGUGAAUGGAUAUGUUUGAGACAGGAUAUUAUUGAUUUGGCGAAGCCAGGCCUUGAAACUGAACAUAAGCUCGCUAUUGCAUCGCGCAUGGAGCGCGUAUAUGACUGCUUGCUUCCGUCAUCAAAUCGCAGAUAA